AUGGCCGCGGCCAGGGAGAAGGCCUCAGUUCUGGAGCUGGUCCGCUACGCCGACACACGGGACCGGUGCCUCAUGGCGCUGGGCGCGCUGGGCAGCUUCGGCGACGGCAUGAUGCAGCCGCUCUCCAUGCUCGUGCUCGGCGACAUCGUCAACAGCUACGGCGGCGCCGGGACCGCCGACAGCGCCUUCAGCUCCAGCGCCGUCGACAAGUUUGCGCUUCGGUUGCUGUACGUCGCGGUUGCCGUCGGCGCCUGCACGUUCCUAGAGGGGCUGUGCUGGACGCAGACCGCGGAGCGGCAGGCGUCCAGGAUGAGGCGGCUGUACCUGGAGGCCGUCCUGCGGCAGCAGGUGGAGUUCUUCGACACGUCCGGGCCGUCCUCUUCGCAGGCCACCACGUUCCGGGUCAUCUCCACAAUCUCCGACGACGCUGACACCAUCCAGGACUUCCUCGCCGAGAAGCUGCCCAACGUCCUGGCGAACAUGACGCUCUUCUUCGGCGCGCUGGUCGUGUCCUUCGUCUUCGCGUGGCGGCUCGCGCUGGCGGGCCUCCCGUUCACGCUCCUCUUCGUGGCCCCGAGCGUGGUCCUGGCCAAACGCAUGGCCGCCGCGGCGGGGGAGGCGCGCGCGGCGUACGAGGAGGCCGGCGGCGUCGCCGAGCAGGCGGUGUCGUCCAUCCGCACCGUGGUGUCGUACCGCGGGGAGCGGCAGACGCUGGAGCGGUUCGGGCGGGCCCUGGCCCGGAGCACGGCGCUCGGCAUCAAGCAGGGGCUCAUCAAGGGCGCCGUCAUCGGGAGCCUGGGCAUCAUGUACGCCGUCUGGUCCUUCAUGUCCUGGAUCGGCAGCGUCCUGGUCAUCCGUUUCCACGCGCAGGGCGGGCACGUCUUCGUCGCCUCCAUCUGCAUCAUCUUGGCCGGAAUGUCCAUCAUGAUGGCUCUACCAAACCUGCGUUACUUCGUCGACGCCGCGAUGGCGGCAGCACGGAUGCGUGAGAUGAUCGACAGGCUGCAGCCUCUCGAGACGGAGGGCAAGAAGGGCGCCACCAAGGAGAGCAUCAGGGGGCAGAUCACGUUCAGGGACGUGCAUUUCUCGUACCCGUCCAGGCCUGACACGCGGGUGCUCGACGGCGUGAGCCUCACCAUCUCUGAGGGCGCCACCGUCGGCCUCGUCGGCGGGAGCGGGUCCGGGAAGUCCACUAUCAUCUCCUUGCUGCAGAGGUUCUACAUCCAGGACUCGGGCGAGAUACUGCUGGACGGCAGUGACAUUGGCACGCUCAACGUGGAGUGGCUCAGGAGCCAGAUCGGCCUCGUGAGCCAGGAGCCUGUGCUGUUCGCCACGUCCAUCAGGGAGAACAUUCUGUUCGGCAACGAGGCGGCCUCGCUGAAGCAAGUCGUCGUGGCGGCGAAGAUGGCCAACGCUCACGAUUUCAUCACCAAAUUGCCCCAUGGAUACGAAACCAAUGUCGGGCAGUUCGGGACGCAGCUAUCGGGAGGACAGAAGCAGCGCAUCGCCAUCGCCCGCGCGCUCAUCAGGGACCCCAAAAUCCUGCUCCUCGACGAGGCGACCAGCGCGCUGGACUCCGAGUCGGAGCGCGCGGUGCAGGACGCGCUGGACCGGGCGUCCGUGGGCCGGACGACCGUCGUCGUGGCGCACCGCCUCUCCACCAUCCGCAAGGCCGACAUGAUCGCCGUGCUCGACGCGGGCCGCGUGGUGGAGUGCGGCACGCACGACGAGCUCCUCCUUGGCACGGAGGCCGGCGAAGGCGGCGGCGUCUACGCACGGAUGGCGCUGCUGCAGAAGGCGUCCGUGGCGACGGAGGAACGCCAGCGGGUGGUGGAGGUAGAGCCGGAGAGCAGCAGGGUGUCGUUCCGUAGCGUUGAGAUCAUGUCGGUGCCCAGCGACUUCCACCCAAGCCCGGUGACAUCGUUCAGGUCGGUCGAACGCUCCGUGGAAAUGGAAGACCACGAGCGCGACGGCCACGACCCGGCGCGCGGCAGAAAGCCUUCCCAGCUCCGCCUGCUCAAGAUGAAUCGGCCGGAAUGGAAGCAAGCUCUGCUCGGGUGCGCCGGCGCCAUCGUUUUCGGUGCGGUGCUGCCGCUCUACUCUUACAGCCUCGGAGCUUUGCCGGAGGUGUAUUUUCUCGGCGACGAUCACCUCAUCCGUACAAAGACCAGGCUGUACUCCCUCGUCUUCUUCGGCAUUGCCAUCGUCUGCAUCACGGCGAACAUCGUGCAGCACUACAACUUCGCCGUCAUGGGCGAGCGCCUGACAGAGCGCGUCCGUGGACAGAUGUUCGCCAAGAUACUCUCCUUCGAGGUCGGGUGGUUCGAUGAGGACGAGAACUCAAGCGCCGCGGUGAGCGCGCGGCUGGCCACGCAGGCCACCAAGGUCCGCUCCCUCGUCGGCGACCGCAUGUGCCUCCUGGUGCAGGCGGCCGCCAAUGCGGCGCUAGGUUUCUCUCUGGCGCUCGCAGUGUCGUGGCGGCUCGCGGUGGUCAUGAUGGCGAUGCAGCCGCUGAUAAUCGCGAGCUUCUACUUCAAGAAGGUGCUCAUGACCGCCAUGUCCAAGAAGGCCAAGAAGGCGCAGGUGCAAGGGAGCCAGCUCGCCAGCGAGGCUGUCGUGAACCACCGGACGAUCACCGCGUUCUCGUCGCAGCGUCGGAUGCUCCGCCUGUACGAGGCCGCGCAGGAGGCGCCGCGGAAGGACAACAGGGUGGAGUCGUGGUACUCCGGCUUCUGCCUGUCCCUGUGCCAGUUCAGCAACACGGGCAGCAUGGCGCUUGCGCUGUGGUACGGAGGCAGGCUCAUGGCCAAGGGCCUCAUCACCCCCAAGCACCUGUUCCAGGUGUUCUUCAUGCUCAUGACCAUGGGAAGGGUGAUCGCCGACGCCGGCAGCUUGACGUCCGACCUAGCCAAGGGCGGUGACGCCGUGCGGUCCAUCCUCGACACGCUGGACCGUGAACCGAUGAUCAAGGACGACGGCGACGAAGCCAGCGAACCGAAGAAGAAGAAGAGGAAGCAGCAGCACAAGGAGAUGAAAGGCGCGAUCGAGUUCAGGAACGUGCACUUCUGCUACCCGAUGCGGCCGGAGAUGAGCGUGCUCCAUGGGUUCAGCCUCGAGAUAGGCGCGGGGAAGACGGUAGCGCUCGUCGGGCCGAGCGGAUCCGGCAAGUCCACGGUGAUCGGCCUGAUGGAGCGCUUCUACGACGUGCAGAAAGGCUCGGUGCUGAUCGAUGGCAGGGACAUCAGGAGCUGGAGCCUGGCGCACCUCCGAUCGCACAUCGCGCUCGUCAGCCAGGAGCCGACACUGUUCUCCGGCACCAUCCGGGACAACAUAAUGUACGGCGACGAGCACGCCACCGAGGACGAGGUGACCAGCGCCGCCAAGCUUGCCAACGCCCACGAGUUCAUCAGCGCGAUGGAGGGUGGCUACGACGCGCGCGUCGGGGAGCGAGGGGCGCAGCUGUCCGGCGGGCAGAGGCAGCGGAUCGCGCUGGCGCGUGCGAUACUGAAGAACGCGCGGGUCCUGCUGCUGGACGAGGCGACGAGCGCGCUGGACACCGUGUCGGAGAGGCUGGUGCAGGACGCUAUCGACAGGAUGCUGCAGGGGAGGACGUGUGUGGUCGUGGCGCACCGCCUCUCCACGGUGCAGAAGGUCGACAUGAUUGCGGUGGUGAAGGGCGGCAAGGUGGUGGAGAGAGGGCGGCACGCGGAGCUCAUCGCCGCCGGACGUGGAGGGAUGUACUACAACCUGAUGAAGUUGCAACAGGGUAGGUCGCCGUGCCUUAGUCCUAAGUAA
This is a messenger RNA of Miscanthus lutarioriparius, 3795 nucleotides long. Lineage: Eukaryota; Viridiplantae; Streptophyta; Magnoliopsida; Poales; Poaceae. The record is from the annotation of a GenBank genome assembly.